AUGAGGGCCUACAUCUACGAUGAUCUACCCGGCGACCAGCGCCUGGCCCACGACUCAGGCGAGGAGGUGUCUGCCUCAGAGCUCAACUCUCUCGGCGUCCUCUACUACAAGGCCACAUCAUUGGACGAGGUGAACGCGCUGGCGCAGCAGCGCGGGUACAAGAACCGGGACGAGAUUGAAGUGAGCCCGUCGGCGCUGGGUGAGUCGUAUGAGACCAAGGUGCGCAGCUUCUUCACCGAGCACCUGCACGAGGACGAGGAGAUCCGGUACGUGCGCGACGGCCGGGGCUACUUCGACGUACGCGACAAGCAGGAGCGGUGGGUGCGCAUCGCGGUUGAGAAGGACGAUCUGCUUAUCCUGCCGGCGGGUAUCUACCAUCGGUUCACCACUGAUGAGAGUAACGCAAUGCGCCUGUUCAAGGAGGAGCCGAAGUGGACGCCCCUGAACCGGUCGGAGGAGCUGAAUGAUAACCCCUACCGCAAAGAGUAUGUUGCCACUUAUCUGGCUUAA
This is a messenger RNA of Thermochaetoides thermophila DSM 1495, 510 nucleotides long. Its product is annotated as putative 1,2-dihydroxy-3-keto-5- methylthiopentene protein. Bases 1 to 510 code for a protein of 169 amino acids. NCBI's taxonomy places the organism in Eukaryota, Fungi, Ascomycota, Sordariomycetes, Sordariales, Chaetomiaceae. The transcript has 3 exons. The record is from RefSeq and is a predicted model, not a curated record. Gene Ontology annotation, molecular function: acireductone dioxygenase [iron(II)-requiring] activity.